Molecule: messenger RNA, 873 nt
Organism: Laccaria bicolor S238N-H82
Lineage: Eukaryota; Fungi; Basidiomycota; Agaricomycetes; Agaricales; Hydnangiaceae
Exons: 5
Coding region: 1-873 (290 amino acids)
Biological process (GO): protein import into peroxisome matrix, docking
Cellular component (GO): peroxisomal membrane; peroxisomal importomer complex
Molecular function (GO): signaling receptor binding
Source: RefSeq, a predicted model, not a curated record
AUGGACCGUCAGGAGCUUAUUCGCAAUGCCGUCGCCUUCCUUGUCGAUCCAAAGGCACAAGCCUCCCCUUUGACCCAGAGGAUUCAAUUUCUUGAGGCAAAAGGAUUAACUCCGCCAGAAAUUGAGCUUGCAAUGAAGCAGGCAUCUGUCACUACCGCAGGCCCAUCUCAACAAGUUCCCUAUCCCUAUAGUCGUCAGCAAUUCCCUUCUCAAUCCCGUUGGGACUGGCGAGAUUAUUUUAUUACGGCGGUCGUGUCAGGCGCAAUAACUUAUAGCGCAGUUGCACUCUUUAAGAAAUAUCUCUCCCCACACUUGCAACCCCCGAACUCUUCAGCGUAUGAGGAAGAUCGAGAUGCUCUCACUGCGCAAUUUGACGCUGCGGAAGCCCUCUUGAAGGAGAUACAGAAUGAAACCGCUGCCGUUCGAGCUGCUGUGGAAGAACAAAAAGACAAGAUCGACCAGACAACGGAGGACGUAAAAGCUGUCGUGUCUGAAAUGCGUGAAGGAGAACUUAAGACUCGAGACGAAAUGCGUGAAAUACGGGAAGAAAUCACCAAUGUGCGGGAGAUGCUCCCAAAGAUGAUUGAGAAAAAUAAAGAGAGCCAGACACAGUCUUUGGCUGAGCUGCAACAAGAACUCAAGUCUCUGAAAGCGUUGCUUUUAAGCCGCGGGCCUGGUCUCUCGGGCACUCCCACAUCGCCGUUACCGACGCUGGGCCGACCAGCGAUACCAGCGUGGCAGUUGGCGAGCCCUCCCAAAGCCAGUGAUGUUGAAAGUUCUUCGACUUCACUGGGUACGAUAUCUUCAUCUGUGCCUUCCAUCAAUGGGAAGGGAAAGGAAAGCGAGGGCCCAGAAAGCUCUGUGGAAUCGUAG